UAAUUUAACUUUUACUACUGAUUUGUUUCUUUCUGAUUAUUUUAAAUGAAAAUGGUUGGUGAAAUUAAAGCAUUUGACAGUGUAAACAAAGGUGUUCAUUUACUUGGAGCCAUAGUAUUUUCGUAUGGCUUAUAUUAUUACUUUACUUAUGUAAAUAUACCAGCUCAAUUGAAUCCUUUGGAUGAAGCAUUCGGUGGAAAAUUUAAAUACUUAACAUUCUGCGAUAUGGUUAUUCAAACGUCAUUUUAUUUAUUCGCUGUAUUUAUUGAUCAAAUAGCUAGACAUUUAUGUUCUGAUUCAAUGUUAAAAGUUUUAAGCCGAAUUAAAAAUGUUUACUUCACUUCUCUAGCUUUUCCUUUAGCAAUGUUUAUUGCCAUGAGCUUUUGGCCUUUAUGGUUUACCGACAAAACUCUUGUUAUGCCAAAAUAUUAUGAUAUUUAUUUCCCCAACUGGUUAAACCAUGUAACACAUGCAUUUAUUUUUUACUUUGCUGUACUAGAAAUGUUAACUAGUUACCGAAAAUAUCCAUCUAGAUCUGCAGGAUUGUCAAUAUUCAUGACAUUCCAAUUUUUUUAUUUAUUUUGGAUUAAUUUUGUAUUCUAUAAAAGUGGAAUGUGGGUUUAUCCGAUUUUGAAAAGAAUGAACUUAUUAAUGAGAAUACUAUUUUUCGCUGGAAAUGUAAUGUAUGCUCCAGCAACAUAUUUAGCUGGCGAAUAUUUAAAUAAUUCAUAUUGGAGAGUUUUAAAACAUUCGAAAUCGUCAAAACAUCUGAAUUAAGACUACAAUAUAAACAAAAAAAUGUUAUCGUUACAAAAAUAAAGCAAUUUUUUAAAAACAAUUUAAAUUAUUGUUUUGUAUUAAAUAAAUUAUUGAAAAUACUAAUGUUAUAAAUAAAGUACUAGUUAAAUUUGUAUUUUUUUAAAUUUAUUAUUGUAACUACUUUUACAAUAAAAUAAGUAACUUAUUGUUGUAUAUAUGUUUUAUUCUAUUGUAUUAUUUAAAGUUUUUAUGGAAUUUUUUAA
Messenger RNA from Daktulosphaira vitifoliae (grape phylloxera), 1022 nucleotides. RefSeq names its product androgen-induced gene 1 protein-like. NCBI's taxonomy places the organism in Eukaryota, Metazoa, Arthropoda, Insecta, Hemiptera, Phylloxeridae. The record is from RefSeq and is a predicted model, not a curated record. Gene Ontology annotation, cellular component: endomembrane system; membrane. The transcript has 5 exons. Bases 46 to 777 code for a protein of 243 amino acids.